AUGCCGCGCCGGCCUUCCGACUGGGAGCGCGCCGACAGCGCGCCGGGGAAGCCCAACUUCUACCAGCUCGACGACGCGGCCGCCGAGAAGCGGAAUUCGGGCCGCGAGAAUUAUUUUGUGGGCGCGCCGCCGUCGCCGGACGCGACACCGGUAGUGGCCAAAAAGAACAUCUCUGCCGAGCUCGAGAGCGCCUCCGAAACGACGGCGGCGGUCGUCACGUCCAUCACUCCCCCGGGCGCGCCGAUCACACCUGUCCCCGGCCCGCCCGUGGAGACGCCGCAGACGAUGACCAAAUCCACGACGCCCAAGAAGCCCAAGAAGAAAAGCUUGCUCAAGACGCUCUCGUCGCCGGUCAAGGCCCUCGCGAAGAAGGUCUCGCCGCGCAAGAAGGCGCCGCCGCCGCCCGCGCCCGCAGAUACGUCUCCCUGCAGCGACAUCACGGCCGACCGCGGCUCGCCCAUUGCCGAAGUCAGCGUCGAGGAUAUCAAGGCGCUCGCCGACCACGUCGAUGCCGCGCUCCUCCCGUCGGCGGCGUCGAGCAAGCUGCCCGAGUGGUUCGCGAAGCUCCAGGACGCCGUCGCGCUGAACUGCUGCAAAGGCGACGCUUCGGGCGAGCGCGGCGCCGCCCAGUGA
Molecule: messenger RNA, 633 nt
Organism: Pelagomonas calceolata
Lineage: Eukaryota; Pelagophyceae; Pelagomonadales; Pelagomonadaceae
Source: the annotation of a GenBank genome assembly